UUCUAGUCAUGCUUAUUUCCAAUCCCGAAUCCUUGUGAUAUAUUUCAUCAACGACAACAUUUGUAAAGCACUAUAAAUACAUGCCCGUGGCUUCCUUCAUCAUCACACAUUCAAGUGACACACAUUAAACAACCAACAAAAUGUUCAAAUUAGUAAUUGUUGCCCUCGCCCUCUUCACCUGCGGAGUGAUGGCUACUCCAGAACCCGAGGCCAAAGCAGAAGCGAAACCAGGAGUAUUGGCAGCUGCCCCACUUGUAGCAGCAGCCCCUGCUAUAGCUCCAGCUGUAGUUACAGCAACUAGUUCUCAAGCUUUCGUAAGGAAUUACAACGCUUUAGCGGCUCCACUUGUCGCAGCUCCAGCACCAGUAGCAGCUUCGUACGUUGCAGCUCCAGGUGCACCACUUUAUGCAUCCCCUUAUGUCUCACCCUACUAUGCAUCAUCUUAUUUUGCUGCACCUUAUGUCGUUUAAAAAAGUUUUACAUCAAAUCAAAUAAAAAAUUUGAAUAAACU
Messenger RNA from Harmonia axyridis, 511 nucleotides. Its product is annotated as cuticle protein 16.5-like. The transcript is spliced from 2 exons. NCBI's taxonomy places the organism in Eukaryota, Metazoa, Arthropoda, Insecta, Coleoptera, Coccinellidae. The record is from RefSeq and is a predicted model, not a curated record. The coding region runs from base 141 to 470 and encodes 109 amino acids.